AUGAGAACACCCUACAGCUCUGCGAGCCACACUUACAAGCGCGCCUGGUAUGGAAGCCGUGGCUGGCGUGAGGCCAGACGGGUCCGAGCCGAGUUCUCCAACGAUCGUGAGGCCUAUUGGAACGCCUACCGUCCUAGUGCUAAGGAGCUCGACGUCAUUCUAUCCGAGAGCAUGAAGGCCUUUAGAGUACUGCGGGCCAGCCUGAUACAGCAAGCUCUGGAAACCUUGUUGUCAGCUUUGGCAAGUGGAGAUUGCCCGCCCGAGAACUACAAGUUUGUCGCCAUCGACUUCGAAGGCACCAUGGGAGACGGAGGUGUGAAGGAGGUCGGGCUUGCAGCUUUCGAUCCAAAGCACCUGUUCGAGAGGAGGUCGCCGUCGGCGACAAAUCUUGCCGUUGAGGGGCAGCACUACGCAUUCAGCAGGAACCGCAGCCGGGGGUUUCUGUUCGGCGAAACUGUUAGGACUACCACAAACGCACUGCCACGAGUUGUCCAGGAGUACUUCGAUUCUCAUCUCAACGACGAUUCCGGCGGUGUGAUCCUCGUCGGUCACAGCUUGGGAGCGGAUACACUGCAGAUGGACAACUACGGCGUACCAGUCGAGUCAUUACCCGCCAUCGUUGGCACAGUCGAUACUACCUAG
Molecule: messenger RNA, 642 nt
Organism: Saxophila tyrrhenica
Lineage: Eukaryota; Fungi; Ascomycota; Dothideomycetes; Mycosphaerellales; Extremaceae
Exons: 2
Coding region: 1-642 (213 amino acids)
Source: RefSeq, a predicted model, not a curated record